Molecule: messenger RNA, 1296 nt
Organism: Olea europaea var. sylvestris
Lineage: Eukaryota; Viridiplantae; Streptophyta; Magnoliopsida; Lamiales; Oleaceae
Product: zinc finger BED domain-containing protein RICESLEEPER 2-like
Exons: 5
Coding region: 1-1296 (431 amino acids)
Molecular function (GO): DNA binding; protein dimerization activity
Source: RefSeq, a predicted model, not a curated record
AUGAAUUGUCUAUUUGAUUGGAAUAUUGAUCAGAAAUUGUCUACAUUGACUGUUGAUAAUUGCACCACGAAUGACGCUAUGAUUAACAUUAUGUUAGAUAAGCUUUCUCUUGGUUCUUUAUUGUUGAAUGCCCGAGUGUUGAGAGAAUUCGCGAUAGUGUUUCAUAUUGGUCAGCAACACCAAAAAAAAGUUGAAACUUUUGAGGCAGUUGCACGACAAAUGAAAAUUCCUUGUGGAAAAAAGUUAUUAUUAGAUUGCAAGACUCGAUGGAACUCUACGUAUCUAAUAAUUCAUACUGCUUUGCUUUAUAAAGAACUUUUUCCUCGACUAAGGCAAAGAGAGCCUCAUUACAGAAGUGUACCGAGUGAGAGUGAUUGGGAAUUGGCUACAGAGAUUUGUGAUAAGUUGGAGAUAUUUUAUGAAGCGACUGAAUUAUUUUCAGGAGCAAAAUAUCCUACUGCCAAUUUGUACUUUCCCAAUAUUUGUGACAUAAAGUUGGCAAUCCGUGAUUGGAGCACAUCAUCUUGCGAUGAAGUCAAAUGGAUGGCGUCAAGCAUGAAGGAAAAGUUUGAUAAAUAUUGGAGUGGUAUGCAUGAAAUUCUAGCUGUUGCAACUAUAUUGGAUCCUAGAUACAAGAUGAAACUAGUUGAAUACUAUUUUCCUUUGAUUUUUGGAGAUGAAGCUCAGGAAGAGGGUGAAAAGGUUAGAGCAUUUGGUCAUAAGUUACUCAAAGAGUACAAAAGACCACAUCGUUCGACAGAAAAUACAUCUUUGUUUCCAUCAUCUUCACAAUCAGAGUCGUCUACUACUAGUGGAAAACAUUCUUGCAUGGCUGGUUUUGAUACAUUUGUUAGUCUUUCUGUUAUUGCUGAUCAUGUAAAAACAGAGUUUGAUGUUUUUCUAGAUGAGCCAAAGGUUGCAAGAGAUUUAUUAGCCAUUCCAGUAUCUACUGUUGCAUCCGAGUCAGCAUUUAGUACAAGUGGUAGAUUUGUGAGCCCACAUAGAAAUAGGCUUCACCCGAAGACUUUAGAAGCUUUAAUGUGUGCUCGAGAUUGGCUUUGGUCUAAUAUUCAUGAAAAUUCUACUCCUUCAUCAUAUUCCGGAGCUUGUGCAAAGUUUGAUGACGAGGAUGUUGACGAAGAGGGAGAAUUAAACCUAGGACAAUUAUUUGCGAACCAGUCGAUCUUUAAGCUUGAUGCAUCUUUUUAUUUCAAAUUCAUAUUCAACACAUUAAUGGCCAUGGGGAAUUCCAGCAACAUUAGCUCAGAGGAAGAAAAUCAAAAAGCAGUCUCAUAA